This is a messenger RNA of Apus apus (common swift), 3610 nucleotides long. It is a transcript of the gene STK25, whose product is annotated as serine/threonine kinase 25. Lineage: Eukaryota; Metazoa; Chordata; Aves; Apodiformes; Apodidae. Gene Ontology annotation, biological process: protein phosphorylation. The coding region runs from base 208 to 1509 and encodes 433 amino acids. Gene Ontology annotation, molecular function: protein kinase activity; ATP binding. The transcript has 12 exons. The record is from RefSeq and is a predicted model, not a curated record.
CGCUGCUCCCGCCCCUCCGACCCGGCCCUGCUCGCUGUGUCCCCGGGGGCAGCCCGGGCUCGGCGGCUCCGCGCUCCUGGGCCCGCCAUGGCACCGCGCCGCCCGGAGCGGUGGCCGUAGGAGCGGCGGGGCUGCCCGGUGGAUGAGUAAGCCUUGCUUUCCUGCUGUGCCACGACCUCCCAACCCUCCCUGAAUUUGCAGAAGUGGAUGUCUGACCAUCCUGUAGGCAUGGCUCACUUGAGAGAAUUUGCCAGCCAGCACUCCAGGGUGGAUCCUGAGGAGCUGUUCACCAAGCUGGAGCGGAUUGGCAAAGGAUCAUUUGGUGAAGUGUAUAAAGGGAUCGACAACCGCACCAAGGAGGUGGUGGCCAUCAAGAUCAUUGACCUGGAGGAGGCUGAGGAUGAGAUUGAGGACAUUCAGCAGGAGAUCACAGUGCUCAGCCAGUGUGAUAGCCCCUAUAUCACCCGGUACUAUGGCUCCUACUUGAAGGGCACUAAGCUGUGGAUAAUCAUGGAGUACCUAGGAGGAGGUUCAGCAUUGGAUUUGCUGAAACCAGGACCCCUGGAGGAGACUUACAUAGCUACUAUCCUGAGAGAAAUCCUAAAGGGUUUGGAUUAUCUUCACUCUGAGAGGAAGAUCCACAGGGACAUCAAAGCUGCCAACGUGCUGCUUUCGGAGCAAGGAGAUGUGAAACUGGCUGACUUUGGGGUGGCUGGGCAGUUGACAGACACGCAAAUCAAGAGGAACACCUUUGUUGGGACCCCAUUCUGGAUGGCACCAGAGGUCAUCAAACAGUCUGCUUAUGACUUCAAGGCAGACAUCUGGUCCCUUGGAAUUACAGCCAUUGAACUAGCAAAGGGAGAGCCUCCAAAUUCCGACUUGCAUCCUAUGAGAGUUCUCUUCCUGAUUCCCAAAAACAACCCUCCAACACUGGAGGGUCACCACAGCAAGCCCUUCAAGGAGUUUGUGGAAGCCUGCCUCAAUAAGGAUCCUAGAUUUAGGCCGACAGCUAAAGAACUGCUAAAGCACAAGUUCAUCACACGCUACACCAAGAAAACCUCAUUCCUGAUGGAGCUGAUCGACCGGUUCAAGCGCUGGAAGUCAGAGGGUCAUGGAGAGGAUUCCAGUUCUGGCGACUCCGAUAUUGAUGGAGACACAGAAGAUGGAGACCAGGGUCCAAUCUGGACAUUCCCCCCAACUAUUCGCCCCAACUCCUUGAGCAAGCUGCACAAAGGAAUGGCUCUCCAUGGCUCCCAGAAGCCUACUGAGCCCAUCAAGAGGCAACCACGGUCACAGUGUCUCUCCACCCUUGUUCACCCAGUUUUUGGGGAGCUUAAAGAUAAGCACAAGCAGACUGGAGGCAACGUGGGAGCUAUGGAGGAGCUGGAAAAUGCCUUCAGCCUGGCUGAGGAGUCCUGCCCAGGCAUCUCUGACAAACUGAUAGCACACAUGGUGGAGAGGGUACAAAGGUUUUCACACAGUCGGAACCACCUGAGCUCUGCCCGCUGACACCUCUGCCCCCUGCUGCUGGUUCGAGGGGGGAAGGAUUUUUUUCCCAGCUUCCUAAGAACUACAUCUCUAAUCCAGACCCACCCUCUGCUGUUGGAUGUAACCUUGUGUUACGGACUCCAGGACAUUUCAGAGCCCUCAUAUUACACACCCUUUCCAUGAUAACCCAGGGUGGGGUUUGCAAUGCAAGUACAAUUUAGACCUUUUGCAGAACCCGAGAUGGGUGGUCUAAUUGUUUUUACAAUGUAAUCAAUGCAGUUUUUAAUUGUUUCCCUAUGGAUGUAUCCAUUUUGGCUUGGUUUGAUUCGCUGCUUGUUAUUGGUCAAUGCCUGGCUGCUGGAGAACAGGGAGAUUCUAUGUUUCAAAGGCAAGUCUGAUGGACUCAACCUCCUGCCCUUCCUAAAGGAGUGUUUGUGAGCAGUCAUGCGUGAGUAGAGGUAUGUUUGGAAGCUCUCCAUGCUUUACAGCCUCUGGGAAAGUUAAAGCAGCUCUCCCAUUGUCCUGGAGGAUUGCUUCAGCUCCUUCACACACUAGUAAUGAAAAGCUUUCCAGUAUAUCAGCAGCUGACCUGAGCUGCUGCUGUUCUUUCCCAGCUUGUGGUUUCCCAAGAGGAUGGGUUUGCUGACUGUACUUGUGGUUCUGGGACAUCAUCCAGUUCAGGCAACAGCAGAACUUGCCUUGAGUCUCCAGGGACUAAAAGGCAAAGUGGUAGGUGUGGUUUGGGAGAUGGUGGAGUUCUCAUCCUUGCUGCUUCCUGCCACUGCAGCAACUAGAUAGGCAGGUUGGGCAGGCAUGGUCUCCUAGCUGAGCAGACACCCACUGUGCAUGGCCAAGCAGUGCAGAAGAAUUUAAAAACAGGGGUAGGAGGGGGAACAUGAGAGCCAGAGGCACUGACAGGGCUUCAGUUCAAAAGGGUAGCAGUGCUUGGGGCAAGGAACCUGUCCUCUGCAGAAAGAUAUGAACUGGCUGGCAGCAGGAGUGUCCUUGUGGUGUGGCUGGGGGCUUGCAAAAGCUGCUCCAUGCCUCCAUCCCCUGCUCAGCUUCCCCUUUCUGGCUCUUCUUUCAGUCUGGGAUCUGAACUGGCUGAUGCCAAGAGCUCUGCUCCAGUUGACAAGCUGUGGUGGUGUUUGCUAGCAAAGAAAGUAAAGCAUCUGCUGCUGUAGUGGCCGCUUAAGGUAUUCCAGCGGAGCCAUCCCCAGGUAGCUUUGCUUUCUGUGUAACACUAGUUUAUAAAGCAAAUCUUUAAUUCAGGUAAAUGUACAGAUCUUAAACCUAUACUUUAAAAGUCUAGAAAAACAGACUUAGGAAAAUAACUCCCAAUAGCUGGUUGCUUUGAGAUCUGCUCUCUAAUUGUAAAGAUAUUCCCAUUAAGUCAGCAAGAUCUUAGACCUCCAGACCUUUCUGUCUGGGUGUUGGUGUGGAUGAUGUGGCUCACCCCAAAGCCACCCAGAACAAAAGCUGUAGCUAUUCAGCAUUUUGGUGCAAGACAGGCCACUUGGUUAGUAACUUGGCUUGGUGUUUGGUACUUUGAUUCAGAGCUGCAGACUUUAAGUGCUGGGCUCAACAUGGCUCAAAAGGCCCAGACAUUCCCUCCCCUGGUGUGUGGUGUUUACUUUAGCUUAUGACUAUCCUUUCCUCUUCCUCCCUGAUGGAUAAAUACAGGCUCAGCCACCACCACCAACUCAUCCAGCAGAGGAGGUGGCACUGUUUGAUCUUCAUCUGCUGCAGUGUGGUGUCUCUCUGUGGUGAGAAGUCAUCUCAGAGCCUGCACUGAUGAUGAAGAGAACAAACCCAUUUGAUUCCUCAGGAGAAGGGAGUUAAAUAGCCAGGAGAUGUUGCUGAGGUGGAAGGCAGAGGCUGCAGUCCAGCAGGAAAGGUGGCUGAGGGGGCUCCUGCUGCUUUUCGAGUCGCUGUUCGUGACGGUAGCAAAUCAUGUCAAUAAGGUACCUUGUGUUGUUCCUCACAAGCACUGCAGUGUCACGAGUCAACUUUUUAAAGGAAACAUCCCCACAAACUUGGUCCAGUAUUCAGAGCAAAAAUGGUUUUACUUUUUAAAAACGUUGAAAGGGAUCUGCCACUUUCAAUAAAGUAACGAAACGAA